This is a messenger RNA of Fonsecaea erecta, 1083 nucleotides long. RefSeq lists its product as hypothetical. The coding region runs from base 1 to 1083 and encodes 360 amino acids. Lineage: Eukaryota; Fungi; Ascomycota; Eurotiomycetes; Chaetothyriales; Herpotrichiellaceae. The record is from RefSeq and is a predicted model, not a curated record. The transcript has a single exon.
AUGGCCCCUUCAGCAAUAAGCGAUCCGCCAGCAUCAACCACGCCGAGAUAUGUUGACGGCGCCUUGAUCACUGACGUGGAGAAGCACGGCGACAAUCCCGUGGUGAUUCGUCUGACCGACGAGGAGCUUCAGUCAGGGAAGACACGGCCAGAGACGCUGCAAGAGUGCCUCAAGUACUUCCAUCGCGACGGGUUCGUGGUGCUGGAAAAUGCCAUCCCCGACGAGCUGGUAGACCGCCUGUACAACCGCAUGGUGCACGACAACGUCGAGUUCCUCAAGAAGAAACACAUGCAUUGGAACCAGGGUGCAGCCACGGGCAAUGUCAGUCAAAUUCCGCCGCUUGAGCCCGAGUAUCUGGACCGCGAUUUCUACGCCAAUCCCCACAUGAUCCACGUGGUGGAAAAUUUGCUGGGACCCAAGCCGGAGCUUCGCUUUAUCAACAGCAACGUAGCCUGCCCAGGCGGCACGGGUCGUCAGGCCGUGCACAGCGAUGUCAGCCACGCGUGGCCCGAGAUCCCGUUUGGGCUGGUCAUGAACAUCUACCUGCAGGAUUCGGAUGAGAGAAACGGCGUGACGGAGGUGUGGUGCGGCACGCACAAUGCGUACCCGCAGAAGGAGCAGCAGGCGUACCCGGAGCGCGGUUGGAUCAAGAAAGAGUACAUCCAGGAGCGUGCCAAGGUCAGACCGCCGGUGCAGCCCAAGGUGCGCAAGGGCAGCAUCUGCUUCCGUGACCUGCGGCUGUGGCACGCGGGCAUGCCCAACAAGAGCGACAAGCACCGCAUCAUGCUGGCCAUCGACUACUUUGCGCAAUGGUACCAGUGCCCCAUGACCACCAAGCUACCGCGAGCCAUGAAGGAUAAGAUCGAGCGUGAGUGGGAGGGCAUCUCGACCGUGGGUGUCGAGUGGGUCGACGGCGAGCUCAACAGCCUGGAUGUGCCUUUCUUCCUCAACAUGUCCCAGGACCCGAACCUGUACCUGCUGCAGACUGAGAAGGGUUUCCAGGACCUCCGGGGCAGGCAAACUGGCGAGUACAAGUUUGAUGCGUCAAAGGUGACAGACCAGAACUAUUGGACUCCAGAGUAA